CAAGGAGUUGCUCUUGUCACCAGCUAUUGUUCUCACUGAACCUUAGAUACUCGAGACUAUAAUCAAACAACCACAUCAAUGCAAGUGUGUCCAAUCAUUGUAGAACCACAGAAUGACUCUGUUCAAGCUGUGAUAUCUACUAGAGCCAUGGCUAGUACUGGAUUGGCCGAUACAGUUUAUAAUACUGAGUCUGUUGCAACCAGCUUCAACAGCAAUCAUAGUAUGAGUUCGCAUUCGUUAGUAUUACCUCUGACUGAGCUGCAGUUGGGCGAAGCGGCACUUUCUCAGAGUCUUCCUUCUCAAAGUACUCAAAUCAGCCAUCAGAUGCUUAAUACUUCUGGAAACAACUUGCAUGAGGAAACUCAACCCGAUCGAUCACUGUUUCGACUUCAUGGUCGUUCUCGAUCUUCAUCUGCAGCCAAGAAUGUCGUUACUGCAUUCGAACUUCAAUUGGAUCAAAACAAGACCACGUUUUUACCGGGUCAGCGCAUCGAUGGACAUGUGGGUCUAUCGAUCUCUAGUGAAUGCAGUGUCAAGCUCUUGCGGGUACGAUUCAGCGGAUUGAUCAGUACUUAUACAAACAAAAGAAAGAAUAGAAAGCCAAAUACAGACGAUCAGCAAUCCAUUGUAUUUUUGUUUCGGGAAAUAUUCAACCAUCUUGGAAGUGGUCAACCGGGUCAUCCACCCGUCAUUCUCGAGGCCGGCGACCAUACAUUUCCAUUUUCCUUUCGAGUUCCUCCUACAUCAUUGCCUGCUUCAUUCGUUGGGCCUUAUGGCGAGAUUCGAUAUGAAGUAGCAGCCAUUUUCUUGCAUUCAUAUCUUCCAAAACAGAUGGUGACGGUACCCAUUACAAUUCCAUCAACUUUAGACGUGAAUACGUCGGAGCUUCAAGAGCCAAAAACAAUAGAGUUGACAUGUGGAGCUGGCAGACUUUGGUGGAAAAGUGGUCAUAUCGAUAUUUGUGCAUCGCUUCCUAGACAUGGUUUUACAAGUGAGGACACGGCUUCGCUUAAAAUUGAGAUAGUCAACCAUUCAGCUAAUGCAUUGAUUAUCCAAGACAUUGCGUUAAAACAACAGGUUAUGUACAAGGCAUUUGCAGAAGUUCGAGGACCUCGGACAGAACGCAUUCAUAAAAUCAACUUUUCAGAACGAAUAGGAGCCACGACUCGAAAAAUCACUCGUCUCGUGCAGUUUCCUAUUCCAGCAUCUUCUGUUAUUUCACCCGAUAUUUCAACUCCCGUGUUACAAGUUACUCAUUCUAUUGGAUUCAAAGUACAAAGCUGUGCUCCGUGGUCCCAAACUUGCAAAGUGUACUUGCCGAUUGUUAUUGCAGGGUUUCCAUUCACCUUGUUUGAUGACAACUUGCUACGUAGAUCUGUAGACACGUUACCCAUAUAUGACGGAAGUCGUGGUACGGUCGAACCACGCACACCUGGAAUGGCAAGCAUGUAUGAGGACAUUGAUGAUGAAAACAUUGAGAUUAGCAUAUCUGAUGUAUCUCUAGUUCAAAACAUUAUUGCCCAAUCGAAUAGUCCACGAGGUUUAGUGCCUCAGUUAUAUCUGGAGCAAAGCAGCAACCUUCGUACUGCCCAUUCUAUGGAUUCUGGUUCAUUUGACAGUUAUGAAGGAAGACCGUCUUCGAAUAUCAUACCUCACACUAUAACUAGACAGGAUGCAUAGCUGAAAUUUAAUAGCGCUCUUGCACUACUUGUGCUUGGAUUUGGUUUCAACUGAUACUAUUUGUAGUAUGCAGAUGCAUUUAUGCCAUCUUGAAUUUGUUCAUGAACAGCUCAUUUCAUUCACGAAAUCAAUAUACAAUCCCUAUAACUGUCCUGU
Batrachochytrium dendrobatidis JAM81 is the source of this 1836-nucleotide messenger RNA. RefSeq lists its product as uncharacterized. Gene Ontology annotation, molecular function: protein-macromolecule adaptor activity; ubiquitin protein ligase binding. The coding region runs from base 79 to 1680 and encodes 533 amino acids. The record is from RefSeq and is a predicted model, not a curated record. Gene Ontology annotation, biological process: ubiquitin-dependent endocytosis. The transcript is spliced from 5 exons. Lineage: Eukaryota; Fungi; Chytridiomycota; Chytridiomycetes; Rhizophydiales. Gene Ontology annotation, cellular component: plasma membrane; cytosol; cytoplasm.